Micropterus salmoides (largemouth bass) is the source of this 5813-nucleotide messenger RNA. It is a transcript of the gene dlgap1b, whose product is annotated as discs, large (Drosophila) homolog-associated protein 1b. Gene Ontology annotation, cellular component: glutamatergic synapse; postsynaptic specialization. The transcript has 11 exons. Gene Ontology annotation, biological process: signaling. Gene Ontology annotation, molecular function: molecular adaptor activity. The coding region runs from base 199 to 3261 and encodes 1020 amino acids. NCBI's taxonomy places the organism in Eukaryota, Metazoa, Chordata, Actinopteri, Centrarchiformes, Centrarchidae. The record is from RefSeq and is a predicted model, not a curated record.
GUUGUGAUGAAUUCUCAGCCAUGUAUUUUGUAUUUAUUCCCUUCCAAGGUGGAGAAAUGUGCAUGCACGGAGGACGAGGAGACUGGAAUUAAGCACAGGAGAGAAAAAAUGCCGAAGAUGAGACAAUAAAAAGCUAGUUUUGGGGCCUGUGCAAACUUCCCACGGAGGCAGUUGGAUGUGCACAUCGACGUGGCCACGAUGACAAUGAAAGGUCUGUCCAGCAGCCGUAGUCACCACCACACGGUGACCUGCGACCCCACUUACGACUCCAUGACCCUGGGGCACUUGGAUCGCCGAUCCUACUUCCUCAACCCUGGGGAGGCUCAUCCUGCUGACCACCCCUGCUAUACCCAGCGCAACUCCUUCCAGUCCGAGUGCAGUGCCUACCCUGAUCUGGCCAGCUGCACCUUCCCUCGCAGACAUUACAGCUCUCACCAUGAGCUGAAGGAGGAGUGUGGCGCUGUGGUGCCUUAUACAGGGCCAACAGGGACCAUUAAGGGAAGUGGAGGAGGUGGUGGAAACAACAAUCGAAUCCCUUCUAACCUGCUAGAGCAGUUUGAGCGGCAGGCACCGGUGCAGCGUGAAGGCUACCACACACUGCAGUACAAGCGCACUGCAGUAGAACAUCAACGUAGUGACAGCCCUGGCCGAAUCCGCCACCUUGUUCACUCUGUUCAGAAGCUUUUCACCAAGUCCCACUCCCUGGAGGGGCCUUCAGGGUCUGGUGGAGGAGGGAGCGGGAGGAUGAAUGGCAGCAAAUCCAGUCCUGAUGACCCGCCUUCCUCUUCUGGCACCCUGAAGCACAGUAAGCGCAGUAAGAGCAAAGACCGCUCCAAGUCAGAGCCUAAGAUGCGCACUGCCAUCUCAGGCUACUGGAGCUCGGAUGACAUGCUCGACAGGGAGAUGUGCCUCUACCACCAUCACCACGGGGGCAGCAGUGGAGGCAUGCCUUCUGGGGUCAUGACCAUGGGGCGCCAUCCGGAAAAAUCGCAGUCGCAGUACUUCAUGGAGUCCUACAACACGAUCAGCGCACACUCUCUCAAGACAUCACGCAGCAACAACGAUGUGAAGUGCUCAACAUGCUCUGGGGGCAGCAGCGGGGGUAUACCACUGGUGGGCGCCCUGGAUGGCCAAAUGCAGAUGAAGAAAAGCUCUUGGUCUUCCACUCUGACGGUGAGCAGAGCAAGAGAGGUCUACCAGAAGGCCUCAGUCAACCUAGAUAAAGCUCUAGUGAAAGCUGAGCAGGGGCGCACCUGCCACUUCCUACAGGUGCCUCAGGACGACUGGAGCGGUUUCUCUCCAUUGGGAAAGGAUGAUGAGAUCCCAUGCCGGCGGAUGCGCAGUGGCAGCUACAUCAAGGCCAUGGCAGAGGAAGACAGCGGCGACUCAGACUACAGCCCCAAACCCUCACCGAAGGUCCAGGCACGACGUGCCAGCUACCUGAAGGCCACACAGCCGUCCCUCACAGAGAUGACCACGCUCAAAAUUUCCACAGAGCACUCGCCCAAGCUACAGAUUCGGAGUCACAGCUAUCUGCGGGCGGUGAGUGAGGUUUCCAUCAAUAGGAGUUUGGACAGCUUGGACCCGGCAGGGCUGCUGGCCUCACCUAAAUUCCGCUCGCGAAACGAGAGCUACAUGAGAGCCAUGAGCACCAUCAGCCAGGUGAGCGAGGUGGAGGUGAACGGGCAGAUUGAGGCGGUGUGUGAGUCUGUGUUCAGUGAGAUGGAGUCGCAGGCGGUGGAUGCCCUGGACCUGCCCAUGCCCGGCUGCUUCCGUAUGCGGAGCCACAGCUACGUACGUGCCAUAGAGAAAGGCUGCUCGCAGGAUGAGGAAGAGGGACGCACCACAGUGGGCAACAGGAGGACCAAUUCACCCCCACGUACCACCACCACUGUCAGAACCAUCCAGAGCAGCACAGUGUCAUCAUGCAUCACAACUUACAAGAAGACGCCUCCCCCAGUCCCACCACGGACCACACCGUCCAAACCCUUCAUAUCCAUCACAGCCCAGAGCAGCACCGAGUCUGCCCAGGAUGCCUACAUGGAUGGGGGCUCUGGCACGCGGACAGGCAUCAGCUCCCAGCCAGGCCUGUCCAACUCCACGGAGAGCAUCGACAGCAUGAAGGCUCUGACAGCAGCCAUAGAGGCGGCUAACGCUCAGGUGCAUGGCCCCGCCAGCCAGCACGUCACCAAUAGCACCAUUACCAUCACUGCCACCGCCACCACCUCUGCCGUCGCCCAUGUUUCUGCAGACAGCAAGGCGAAGAGGGAAGAGCUCCGCAAGUGCCUCUCCAUAGGGAUCCAGGUGGACCCAGAGGAAGGAGGGCUGACAGAGGAGCAGUCUAAAUUCCAGUCAAUAGGAAUUCAGGUGGAGGAUGAGCGAUGUUACCGCAGGAUGACCCGCUCCAAUAGCGUAACCACGGCCGUGCAGGCUGACCUAGACGACCCCACGGACGCCCCAGAGCUCCCACCACGUCACUUUGCCACCAUGCCCCGCCAGCACUCCCGCGAUGCUGCUACUUCUACCGUCAGCAUCCAGGGCUCGGGGAACCACUACCACGCCUGUGCCGCUGAUGACUAUGGGGACGUGGGGUUCGACCCUUCGAUCCUGCCACCUCCAGACCCAUGGAUGGACAGCGUGGCCGAGCCAGAGGUGGGGGCUCUGGAGGCUGUUGGACGAUCGGUGUGCCCCCGUGAUGGCCGCUGGUUCCUCAAGUUGCUGCAGGCCGAGACAGAGCGCAUGGAGGGCUGGUGUAGGCAGAUGGAGCAGGAUGAGAUGGAGAAUGAGCUGCCUGAUGAGAUCCUGGGGAAGAUCCGCAGUGCAGUGGGGAGUGCCCAGCUGCUGAUGUCCCAGAAGUUCCAGCAGUUCCGGGAGCUGUGUGAGGAGAAUCUGAACCCAAAUGCACACCCACGGCCCAUCUCCCAGGACCUGGCUGGUUUCUGGGACAUGCUGCAGCUAUCUAUCGAGAACAUUAGCCUGAAGUUUGAUGAGCUCCACCAACUCAAAGCCAACAACUGGAAACCUCUGACCCCACCAGAAAUUCAGGAGAGAAGGAUGCCUCCUCCCGUGCCAAAGAAGCCCCAGAAGGGCCACCCUCACCUGGCUAGGGACCGCUCGCUGGAGAGCUCUGAGCGCCAGCGUCUGGAGGCUCGCAAACGCCUGCUAGCUGCCAAACGUGCCGCGUCGGUUCGGCAGAGCUCUGCUACAGAGAGUGCAGACAGUAUCGAGAUCUAUAUCCCCGAGGCUCAGACCAGACUAUGAGACACGCAAACACAUGUACCUACGCACAUGCCUAAUACACUGUUCCAUUUACACAAUAGCACUGAAUGGUAAGGCUAGGGUGCUAGCAUAAUCACAUUUUUUGUAGACUUCCCAUGAUCACUGUGGGGUCAGUCACGAUGAAAGUUGUUUGAACAAGAAAUGUACAUUUACAGUAUUUUAUUUAUUUAUUUAUUUAUCACCUAGUCACCCCUUCGUUUCCUUCUCCCAGCUUCGAUGUAGCAGUCCCUCCUCUUCCUGUAACUCCACCCGCCCCUCACUCUCAAAAAAGUAUCUUACAAAUCCCUUUUUUUUAAAGUGGCCUAAUAUUACAAAGUAAGCCAGGUGUAGCACCAGCACUGAUGCUUUACGUUAAUGUGUUUCAGGUGCUGAGAAUCAGAGGGAACAGAGAGGGAGCAUGCAUGUGCAUGUGGAGUGUGUGUAUGUACAUACAUGCAGACACACACAAGUGAUGUAUUUGAUCUGAUCUGCUCAGAUCAAAUACAUCAAAUCAAAUGGAGAGACCAGACCUAUUCACUCAUAUUUGAUUUUAUUUGUAUAAAAUCCUAUGAUUUCUGAAAAUACUAUAAUAUAUAUAUAUAGUUUUUGAUUCGUAUAAUGAGGGCAAACAUUAGUGUCAAUUAGUUCAACACUAUGUCUGAAAAUGGGUCUUUUCCAGCAGCAGGAGGCCAAGCCUAUAGGAAAGAUCAAGAGGUCAGAUUUUGCUCCUCCAGGUGAGGCAAAGUGGCUAUUGAGCCAGGAGCAGAUUUUGGGUUUGCAGUUCACUAAAGAAAUCACUGUUCGAAAAUGCCACAAACCUAAUCUGUGUGUGUGUGAGUGGAAGAAAGAGCAUGUGUGUGUGUGUUAUUUCAAAAGUGCUUCCUAUUUUUCAAGGUCUAAAGGGUCCUUGUUGUAAUUGAAGAUUAAGGUAGCAGUAUCAACAAACUGUAAACAAACCACCCGUCUUGUCUCAUUUUAAACUGAGCAAAACACGUUUGUAUAAAGAACACACAGUAUAAUGAUAUGACAUGCAUGCUGACACAAGGUUACUGAUAUUUUUUGUCUUUUCUAAACAGAUUUAAUUCUUUCUCAUGUUGCGUUCAAACUCUUCUGUGUAACAGAUAAUGCUAAAAUACUGAUAUUUGGUACAAUACUGGUAGUUGUACUAUAUUUUAUUAUGUCAUUUUUAGAAAAGAGAGGUUUAUUGACAGUAUUGAGACUAAAGUGUGAGAAAGAGUGAAAAGGGACUAUUUUCUCCUCACUGUGUGUGCACUAUCUCCGCCUUCAAAUGAAGCAAUUAUUUGAAGGCCAUACAAAAAAAUCAGAUUUGUAAUAUUUUGUAUUCAUGUUUAAUUUAUUGAUUAGGAGAACAAUGACUGUUUAUUGACAUUGUGAUUAUUAUUAUGCACUGACAACAAGGCCCUUAUACUGUGUUAAUGUUUUAUUUAUGACUUUUGCAUGACAGGCACCUGUUUUUUUGUCUUUUCUGUUUCAGUGAUCAGCCUUAAUUUCUAAUAUGAUAGUCGAGCACAACAGCAGUCUCAGGGGAAGAUGUUUGUGUAUGUGUGAGAGAGAGAGAGAGAAAGUGUGUGUGUGUGUGUGUGUGUGUGUGUGUGUGUGUGUGUGUGUGUGUGUGUGUGUGUGUGUGUGUGUGUGUGUGACCCAUGGCUUUGUAUCUUACUGUAUAUAACCCCAGCCACAAGGAUAGGCCAUGAUCUUAAACAAGGGAAUAAUAUACAUGCCAUCUUUUUUGAAUGAUGAUUUCCUAAUGAGUGUCUCAGCCCUAAUUACUUCAAUGUAACAUGGUAUUUUUUGUCAGCUGCUUGAAUGUUGAGACAAUCCUGAACUGGUUUACCAUCACAUUAUUGUUUUGAUAACAGAAUAGCAGGACUUUGGUGUGUAAUCCAAUUCUCUGUAUUGAUUGAAGUUUUUGUGCCAUUUGAAAAUUAUAGGUCAGGAUAUAUUCCUGCUAUUUGUCCCUAUUGAACAGCUACCUGAAACUUUCAUUGAGAGACGUUUGUGAUGGAGCUCAAGUGAUGAAGUAACCAUACAGUAUGAUUUAUAUUUACUUUAGUUGGUCAAUUUGAAUAUUAGAGAGGAUAUUUAUAUUGAGUUACAAUAGUUCAAACUUACCGCCAUUUUAUGUAGAUGAAGUUCAUUUUAGUAUUUUUUACUUUGGAACUUGUAUUUGAAUUGAAAUGUCUGUCAAAUGAUUGACUUCUUAUUUAUGUUUAUUAUAUUAACAUAUCAGUAUAAUACUCCUGAUAUAGCAGGGAGUUAGAAAUCAGAAUGUUGGAUUGUGGUUAAUUGCUAAACUCAAAAGACACUGCAGCAAUCCUGGCAAUUCUGAAGCUUGUGAUGUAGUUACAUUAAGAGAAAAACAUUCAAAUAAACAUUUGUACAUAAAUGAAUGUUUCCCUAUGUAAAUGUAAACAAAAAAAACAACAAAUAACAUAUUAAGCAGAUAUACAUUUUGUAAUUAAUGUUAUUACACUGUUGAUGUUAUGGCACGUGUAUGAGCUCUUAUCAGCAUUAAAUAUAUAUCAUUGCCAUCA